Messenger RNA from Exophiala bonariae, 804 nucleotides. RefSeq lists its product as uncharacterized. The record is from RefSeq and is a predicted model, not a curated record. The transcript is spliced from 2 exons. Lineage: Eukaryota; Fungi; Ascomycota; Eurotiomycetes; Chaetothyriales; Herpotrichiellaceae. Bases 1 to 804 code for a protein of 267 amino acids.
AUGUCUCGCCGCGAGUCUGUCGGUCGGACUAGGACAGCCUCACAAUCCGACUCAUCGGAGCCAACAAUGAAAAUGGUGAGUGUGGCGGUUCUGCCACCUCGACUACCACCAGGGAUGGCCCCUCCUACAGGCAUUGGCGCUGCCGACGCUUUCUCUUGGGAUGAAUCGGUCAACUGGCAGCAUAAUAGCUCUAUACAGCAAGAGGAGCCAACUCGCAGAAAGAGUUUCAUGCGCAAAAUUGGACUCACCACUCAAAGGAAACGAGCCGGAGAGGAAGAUGACCUUCCACCAUUUGUUUUCCGUCAGGUCCCGUACGACACUUGGAGAAAGCAUUAUGCCAAAGACAAGGAUGGAAAUUAUAGGGGUCUUCUUGCGCCUGCCCAGGAUUGCCUCUUAAAGCCAGAGGACGUUCAAAAAUGGCGUGCUGAUGAACCUGUGACGCUCGGAGACAAGUGGACGAGAGGACAACACGCCCUGCCCGUAUAUGCCGAAGCCGGUGCCGAGCAACCUGUACCGGAGUAUCACGAUGCAACAAAUCAUGAUCAGCCUAUCAGCUACGAGGCAGCUACCGCCAGUCCUUCGGAAGCACCAGAUGGCGGUAGUACCUUUCACAACACUCUCACAUCGCAGACAUCGAACAGCAUCCCGCAGCCCACGAAAAGGACAGGCUCCAGUGGUCAAAGACUGAUCGACGACAAGACUGCCGACGAGAUAAUUGCAGAGGCACAGGCCAAGCCGAAAACGAAGAUGACUAUGAAGCAAUACCUCUCCAAGGGUGCCACUAUGGCAAUGAUGGGCAAUUGA